AUGGUUGCGAUAAAUGCGCGUUCUUUGUUGUUUUUGUCACUGGCUAUGAAGCUCAGUGCAGCCGAUUGGUGGGAUGGAUGGAACCAGGACUCGUCCUCCAAGAAUAACACACGGCUGAGCACCUCAGACGCGACAACUGCUGAAGAGGCAUCGACGUCAAAUAUCGACUACAACUCGUUCACCUUUGCUUCUUCGUCAGUAAUUUCCCUCGACUCAGCUACCUCCACGUCGUCGUCGACCCCUCACUCGGAUACCAGAACGUACGAGGACGCCUCGAGCUACGCGGCCCAUUCGACAUCUGCGACCUCGUCGACGCAGGCCGUCUUCACUUGGUCAGAUCCUCAAUCCACUAGCUCUGACGUUUACGUCAUCACACCCAGCUCCACGGAACUCCCUUCCAGUUCUGAGUUCAGCGACACUACAAGCACCACGGACUACACGCCAGAAUCUUACGAGACCACCACCAGUUCUUCAGCCGCAUUACAAUCCCCGGUUCAAACUUCAGAACAAAGUACCACCUUUGUGAUUUCCUCAUCUUCAUCAACUCCUGAUGAAACACCUGUGGACACCACUUCUGCAUCAACCACUUCGGAGUCGAUCUCUUCAGAUGCAGUGACAGAAUCCGUCUCAACUACAGAUGUUGCUACUAGCUCCGAUAUCUCCACCAGCCUCGAUGGGGCGACUUCUUCUCCAAUCUCUGAUUCCACUACAAGUACCGACGGAAGCGCUACUACUUCCGCUUCGUCGAUAGUUGUUGAUACUGUAACCUAUGACACAUCAGAUGUGUCCUCCACAUCCGCAGGUCCAACCACAACUUCUGAUGUAACCGAUUUUUCUUCCGCCUCCACGGACUUUGCAACGAGUUCGGAUUACUCUGCCUCUUCUGAGGCUCCUCAGAGUACCGAUUCUCAAUCUGCAUCUGCAUCCUCGGACUCGGUGGAAACAAUCACGGUAACACAGUCUUCCAGCGAUGUUCCCCCAACAACAACGUCAGACCCUUCCACCUAUGAGCUCUCAACCAGCGAGUUGGACUCUACAUCUGUUUCGGCAGAUUCUACCACUUCUUCGCAAUAUUAUGUCACCCCCGAUUCUUCUUCCUCGGAAGUCUCUACCACGUCUUACGGAUCUGACUUGGUUUCCACUGAUGUUUCAACGAGUCUGGAUUCUUUCAUCUCAAGUGCAAUUGAUUCUACCACUUCUUACUCUGAUGACGUGACCAGCAGUGAUGUAGCGACGACCUCGUAUGCUGUUCCAACAACUUCCGACUCGAGCGUCUACUCUGAUGUGUCCUCUUCAGUUACAGAUACACCUAGUUCCUCGAUUGCUCCAGAAAGUACCUCAUCCGGCGAUGUGUUCACAUGGACCUUUGAACCAGAGACUUCUAAUGACCCUUCUGACGUCACCACGUCUUUCAAUUCAACUGGCGAUUCAGGAUUUGCAACGUCAGCGGUGCCACUGACAACGGAUUCGUUUUCAAGUGACUCUCAAUACACAACCUCUUCUGACAUCACAGAGCCUACAUCGUUUACGUCAAGCUCAGAGUAUAGUUCAACGGAUUAUGCAUCAGAGACCUCCACGUUUUCAUAUGUGACUCCAACUUCUUCCAGCUACGUGCCAUCAUCAUAUCUGGACUCUUCCUCCACAACUGAAGUCCCUUUUGAGACGUCUACAUCUUCCGAAUUUCCAACUUCGUAUACCACUGACGAGCCGACUUCUAUCAUCUCAACUUCCACAUCAUCCGAAGUUCCAACUUUUACAUCUUCCGAAGUUCCAACUUCGUAUAUCACUGACGAGCCAACUUCUACCAUCUCAAGUACUGAUGCUACUACUUCUUCUUUCUCUGAGAUCACAUCGAUCUCUACAAGUGAUGAGCUCCCUGAAUCCACUACCUCCUACGUUAGUGAGACAAGCUCAACUGCUUUGGACUCCACCUCCGUCUCUGCCCCUACAGUCUCUGCGAAUACUUCGACAUCCGAAGUUGAACAAACGGCAUCGAGCACUUCUUCUUCUACUGAGCCUACUUCGAUUAUUUUGACAUCAUCUAUCGAAUCAUCUACGGCGUCUGCAAAUGAAACUCUAGGAUUUACCACACCUAGUGCGUCGACCACUACGCUCGAGCCUUCAACUACUACUUCUCAAGAACCUUCCAGCACUUCUAAGGAUUCGACUACAACAGAGGCCCCUGUCUCGACUUCGACACUCGAACCCACCUCUGAGAUUGCCUCGUCCAAUUCUACAUCUACUGUUUCAGUAUUUUCUCCUGUUACGUCCGCUGAUCAGCCAGCAAUCACGAGCACUGUUACAAGUGAGGCGUCUCAGGGAAUUUUCACGUCAAGUUCUACUGCUGCAUUAUCUCCUCCCUCAAGCUCCCUACCAUCGACAACCACUACCACGUCUAACUGGCUUCCAACGGCUUUAGUUACAGCACCCGCUUCAACUCAGAACUCAGGAAGUGCUGGAGAUGUGUCAUCAACAAAUUCACAGCAGGCAACCCAAACUCUACCACAAGCUAUUGCAGCUACAGGUGUAGUCAGUCAACCUGAAGGAUAUGAUUUGAUUACUAUUGGAUUCAAGAAAUCUUUGAGUUAUCCAUUCGUUGUUAAAAACCCGGUAGCUGGUGCUCAGAUUUUUGCCUACUUGCCAGAAGUUUUGACAUUUCCUUUUGACCACGCUUUCCCAGAUGUUCAAGUGACUCAAUUGAGUCCUCUAGAGGUUGAUGGAAAGAACUACGUCGUUACAGUAGCAGAAGUUUACUUCCCAUCAGAUCAAAUUGAUUCACUACAGCAAUUGGUGCAAAAUGGAGGGAGCAAAUUAUUUGCAAACAACGUAUCUUCAGAGAAUUCCUUGGCCAACCUUAUAGACGCAACCAUUCCUCUGACUGGCUUGGUAAGGACUCCGUCAAGUGACUCAGGUGACUCGACUGCUUCUGGUUCUGGAACAAGUGCAACCAAUGCCGCGAAUGGUUCAUCUGAUAAUUCAGCAAGCUCGGGUGGUAGCUCAGGAACACGUAACGCAGGAACUCUAGAGUUUUCUUACAGUUCAUCUGCGGGCGACAAGUCAACAACUAAGAGCAAAGGUAAAUUGAUCGGUAUGAUCGUUGGUGUGGUUGUUGGUGCGCUAGUCUACGUUUCAUUGGUUGUUGUAUGCAUCAGAUUUUACUUAUUGCGCAAGCAGAAGAAUGCCGAUCAAAUGAAUGAUAGUUCCAGCAUCGAAUCAGGAUCUGACUUUCAAGGUUCUUACUUUCAUGACGCGGAAAAAAAUGUGGAUGAUCAAGCAUCUAUCACACCUAGCAUGAGAAUCAACAAUUGGAUGAAGUACAACCAUUACGGUGGCUACGAAGGUGAAUUGGCACAAGAACCAGCUACGGAACAGAGAGCUACGUCUAUUCCAAAGAUUUCAAGACCAAUUGCGUCCGAAAAUUCGCUAGGAUGGAAUGAUGUUUAA
This is a messenger RNA of Lachancea fermentati, 3444 nucleotides long. The record is from the annotation of a GenBank genome assembly. NCBI's taxonomy places the organism in Eukaryota, Fungi, Ascomycota, Saccharomycetes, Saccharomycetales, Saccharomycetaceae.